AUGCGUCGUGCUCGGAGCGAGACGCAUUCGCUUCUGGCUUUUGCAGGCUGCUGGAAAGACUUUGGUCUGCCAGUGAUUCCAAGAAUUCCAACGCUUCGAUCGCUCGAGGAGCCGCCGCUCCCGCGGCUUCCCCUGAAAUUCUGGACGGAGACUCGCGGAGUUUCUUCCGAUUGGCACCACUAUCCGCUGUAUGAGGAGCUCUUUAACCAGACAGUUUUAGAUCCUGGCGUGGUAACCCUCCCGGAGGUUGACAGCAGCAGCACCAGCACCAGCAACAGCAGCAGCAAUGAGGCUGAAGGAGGAUUUGCGCCGCUGCAGUUGCGAGGCGCUUGGGAACCUCAGAGAGACAGACUUGGUUUAGGCUAUGGUGACGCUCGUAUCUUUGAAGACUGGCCGUCUUGGGAUCCAGCGUUUGCACUGCAAGUCGCGGAAGCCACGAACCUCACGCUUGUUCCCCAGAGUGGGGAGUAUUAUCAGAAGUUUUACAUUGGACCCUUGCCGCACGGAGGUGGCUGGACGCUAGGAUCCGUGCUGAAGUCUUUCGCGCUGCACAGGAGCCCAGGCUAUGGAGUGACUGGCGUGUAUCUGCAUUCUCCGAGUUCUCACGCGGCAGCUGCAGCUGUUGCUGCAAGCAGCAGCCGCCUCGACGCGCUUGCCAGCAGGAGAGCAGCCGCUGAAGCCUCGUUGUGUCUCGACUUUCAGGUGGAGUGGGGACGGGGGCUCUGGCUGGGGGACCUUCAAGGGCUGUACCGCGAGGAGGAAGGCUUCAAUUAUCGACUCUUCAAGCGCAGACCACUCUAUCAGCAGCAGCUCUAUCCUACCAGUUGUUACUUCGGGGCCUGCAACAGAAUGCGCAUUGCCGUGCAUAAACUGAUGGGUUCUCGCUGGUGCUCUGAACGAAUGGAAUGCCCAGAUCCGAAGGAGCAGCUGGUAGUCGAAAUAUGGAGCUCUCGAAAGGCCACGCCUAAAGAAGUGUUGUUGCAUGCGCUGCGGGAAGUUCAGCUGGCUGCUGCGAGCGCGCGUUCGCAGCUCAAGGAGGAUGUCGAUUGGGCAGAGGAAGAACGUGCUCUUCAAGGUGUCUCUUUUUCUACUGGCCUCCUAAGCUCGCCCUUCCCUCUCUCCUCCUUCUCCCCUCCCCUGAGUGCAAAAUGCGGGGGAAGCUGGGGAGGAAUAGCUGAACGGCAGCAGGAACUGCAGGGGGGUCCCCCCGUUUUCAUCUUUGACGCCAAAGGCGACUUCCGUCCAGCAGAUCCAGAGAGCGCUGCCAAGGCACUCCCUCUAACACCCCCUCCAGUAAAUCCCACAGAAGUCUCAGAGCUUCGUGGCGUCUCUGUGCUGCUGUUGCUGCAGUGUGGGGUAUACACCCUGGGAAACGUUGCUCUGUACUCCCACGAGCAGCUCCUCCGCAUUCCUGGGGUAGGCCCUUCGGCAGCAGCCUUGCUGCAGCAACUCUUGUUGCAUCGCUACGAUAAGGAACUGCCUCCUGACUAA
Messenger RNA from Cyclospora cayetanensis, 1491 nucleotides. RefSeq lists its product as uncharacterized. Bases 1 to 1491 code for a protein of 496 amino acids. The record is from RefSeq and is a predicted model, not a curated record. The transcript has 10 exons. Lineage: Eukaryota; Apicomplexa; Conoidasida; Eucoccidiorida; Eimeriidae. Gene Ontology annotation, molecular function: protein dimerization activity. Gene Ontology annotation, biological process: DNA-templated transcription.